AUGGUCGUCCAAGCUACCAACACGGGUGGUGACUUGUCCGGAAAUCAGUUCGACAUCAGCAUGCCUGGUGGAGGAGUCGGAAUCUUCAAUGGAUGUACGCAGGAGUGGAGCGCUCCAUCUUCAGGAUGGGGUGCACAAUAUGGUGGUAUCUCUGCAGCAUCGUCGUGUGCAGGCUUUCCUGCCGCCCUCCAAGCUGGUUGCAACUGGCGCUUUGAGUGGUUCAAGGGCGCUGACAACCCAACCGUCUCCUUCAAGCAGGUUGCCUGUCCUGCUGCCAUUACAGCAAAGAGUGGCUGCACCCGAGCAGACGACUCGUCUGCUCCCAAGGCUGCCACCGGAAGUGGCAACGCUGUUGAGGCUUCAUCUUCCCCUGUCGCUCAAGCAACUCCAGUUGCUACUUCAACUGCUACCCCAGAAGCUGCUGAGAGCUCUUCCCCAGCUCUUUCAAGCGUUGCUCCCAUUAUUAAUAGCCCUGCUCCUACAACCGCAACUGAGUCCACCACUUCAUCAGCUCUAGAAGUCGAGACACCAUCCGCUGAAUCCACAAGUGUACCAAUUAUUGUUAGCCCGAUGACCUCAAUUGCUGCCUCUGCAAGCCCCGACAUUACAUACUCGAGAACAAGCAGCGUUGCGAGCGUGAGCCCGACCGCAGCCCCGGUGGAUGAUGAAGAUGAUGCUUGUGAAUUAUAG
Messenger RNA from Cadophora gregata, 690 nucleotides. RefSeq lists its product as uncharacterized. The transcript has 2 exons. The coding region runs from base 1 to 690 and encodes 229 amino acids. Lineage: Eukaryota; Fungi; Ascomycota; Leotiomycetes; Helotiales; Ploettnerulaceae. Gene Ontology annotation, molecular function: cellulase activity. Gene Ontology annotation, biological process: carbohydrate metabolic process. The record is from RefSeq and is a predicted model, not a curated record.